Daldinia decipiens is the source of this 2120-nucleotide messenger RNA. RefSeq names its product MFS general substrate transporter. NCBI's taxonomy places the organism in Eukaryota, Fungi, Ascomycota, Sordariomycetes, Xylariales, Hypoxylaceae. The record is from RefSeq and is a predicted model, not a curated record. The transcript is spliced from 3 exons. Gene Ontology annotation, biological process: amino acid transmembrane export from vacuole. The coding region runs from base 125 to 1939 and encodes 604 amino acids.
GCGCCCAGCUCCAAAUUCGCGCUUACUUUCAGUCCAGUCCGUCGUCUCUAAAUAUUCCCUUCGCUCUCACUCUUCCUCCUUCGAAGCUGACGAUGAGCGAUCGACAUCCACCGAGUCAGGCAGAAUGACACCCACGCCCAGCAUCGAGAAUGCCUCCCCCCUCGGUCGCUAUCAUGGCGAAGACACUCGGCCAACUAGUAACAGGGAGCUUGCUGGUUGGUACAUGUAUGCCUUCGCCGCCGAAACCUACGUAAUAUGCGCCAUCUCUUCGUUUAUCCCGAUUCUAUUAGAGAGCUUGGCCAGGGAAAACGGCGUGCUCUUGAGGGAUCGGGAAAGUCCCUGCACGAGAACUUCGGAUGGCCCGUGUGUCGUCACCGUCGUCGGCGUCGAGAUCAAUACGGCUAGCUUUGCUAUGUAUACCUUCAGUAUAAGCGUGCUACUCCAGGCGUUACUAGUAGUCAGCAUCAGCUGCGCGGCAGAUCACGGCAACUAUCGAAAGCGUUUGUUAUUGACAUUUGCGUGGAUUGGAAGCUUUUGCGUCAUGUGCUAUAUAUUCAUCUCCAAAGAGAUAUACAUAUUCGGCGCGCUGCUGGCUAUCAUCUCUAACACGUCUUUCGGGGCGUCUUUCGUUCUAUUAAACUCCUUCCUUCCUCUCCUUGUCCGCCACCAUCCGAAAGUAUUGGAGUCGGUAGCCGGUGUAUUCGAAGAUGACGACCCAGAACCAGAUACUAUGAUCGACACUCAUUCUCGGUCGACAUCCCCUACUCUCGCCGAGCACCCUCCAAACAAUCCGACGACUCCCUUGCUCUCGCGAAAUGACGGCAGCUCUGACAUCCAUGACUUGCGACGAAUACCUACUCACGAGGAGCUUACCUCUAUUGAGCUUCAGCUGUCCAGCGAGAUAUCCGCAAAGGGGACCGGGAUCGGCUACGGCGCUGCAUUGUUCGUGCAAUGCGCAUCCAUAUUAAUAUUAGUGAGCAUGCAUAGUUCUGUUUGGUCGCAACGGGUCGUGCUAUUUUGUAUCGGGGCUUGGUGGGCUAUUUUUACGAUACCAGCAGCUAUAUGGCUCAGAGCUAGGCCUGGGCCUCCCCUCGCAGAGAGCCAACACCGAGGCACCCGUGCUUGGAUAUCUUAUAUUGCCUACUCGUGGAAGAAUCUAUUCCGGACGGUCAAGCUGGCACGACAUUUGAUCGACGUUGUCUUAUUUUUGGCUAGCUGGUUUCUGAUUUCCGACGCUGUCGCGACGACAUCUUCAACUGCCAUAUUGUUUGCAAAGACGACCCUGCACAUGGAACCGUGGGCGUUAGGGAUGAUCAACGUUAUAUCUACGACUACAGGUGUCGUGGGUGCUUUCGGUUGGUCGUUCGUCUCCAAGUAUUUCAAGUUGCGACCCCAUCAGACUGUGCUGAGCUGCAUUGCCCUUUUCGAAAUCAUACCUAUCUACGGUCUUCUAGGCUACUUGCCUUUUGUCCAACGAUGGGGAGUUUUCGGGCUUCAACAGCCGUGGGAAAUGUACCCCCUAGCUGCCGUUUAUGGUCUUGUCCUCGGCGGGCUUAGCUCAUACUGUCGAUCGCUUUACGGAGAACUGAUACCUCCCGGCUCUGAAGCUGCUUUUUAUGCGUUAUACGCCAUUACCGACAAAGGCUCAAGCAUAUUCGGACCUGUUAUAGUGGGAGCUAUUAUAGACGCAUCUGGUGAAAUUCGACCGGCAUUUUGGUUCCUGGCAGCGUUGGUCAGCCUUCCUGCACCAUUUAUAUAUUUCGUCAACGUCGAACGUGGCAAGUUCGAAGGAGAAAAACUGGCCGAGAUAAUCGAGGGCUUUAAGAGCAGAGAUGAUAUUCACGAGGGCAGAUUUGGUAACGGUGUUGAAGGUCGAGGGGUUCUUGACGCUUACGAUGGACAUGAUGAGGAGGAGGUUGACGGUCGUGCGAGUUCAUAAUACCCCGGAAUUAUUCAAGCGUACUUUUAUGUGAGGGUCUAUCCUGCAUAGCGACGGCGUUGACUCUUCUUCAUUUACGCGGGGAAAGAUUGGAUAAUCAGUCCUACUUAUUAGAUACCUCGCUCAGUUUUCACCUGGGGACCUAGUUUAAUCGAACACUACUAACAACGCCCGGCAAGUU